AUGGCCAUUCACCAAGUGAACCCCGCGCACUACCUCGCAGGCUACAUGGUCCCUUGUUUGUACAAGGACCUCAGAGUCGGCAGUGGUCGCGUUAUCCCCACGGAGUUUACUCCUCCGAGUCCAGAAGAUACACCGCAGUCAUUGUUCCCACACUGCCCUAAAGUCACAGCAACGGACCGAGUCCAGCGAUUCAUCCGUCUCAACCAUGACAACCGAUCCGUCGAGGACGAGUUCCUCAUCUAUACAGACGGCACAUGCAUGGAUAACGGCAGACCGCACGCCAGGGCGGGUUGUUCAUUCGUUUACAACGAGUCUACAUCUGGUUUUGCACGCUUUCCUCUCGAGUACAAGGGGCCCACUGGCCAACAGCACCCAUUGACAAUCGACCGCGCUCAAGUCCGUGCCGUCGUUGCUGCUCUGCGGUACCGAGACUGGGCUGCGGAUGGCUUCAGUCGUCUGAUCAUUGCGACGGACUCGGACUACGUGAUCGACGGUAUCACACGAGAGGCGUAUGAAUGGACCCAGUUUAAUUGGAUCACACGCGCCGGGGAACCAAUCCGUAAUCGGGAUCUUUGGGAGUGUCUGCUCGGAGAGGUGGAAAUGUGGGCGGAGAGGGGAAUGAGCAUUCAGUUCUGGCGGAUUCCUAGAGAGUCGAACAUGAAGGCGGAUCGUCAUGCCAAAGAAGCUGGGUUUAUGGAAAGACAUCGUGAGUUUACCGAUCUGGCUGGUAUCAGCAAUGUUUCGAUCUAG
This is a messenger RNA of Penicillium mononematosum, 750 nucleotides long. RefSeq lists its product as uncharacterized. Gene Ontology annotation, biological process: DNA replication, removal of RNA primer. The record is from RefSeq and is a predicted model, not a curated record. The transcript has a single exon. Gene Ontology annotation, molecular function: nucleic acid binding; RNA-DNA hybrid ribonuclease activity. Bases 1 to 750 code for a protein of 249 amino acids. Lineage: Eukaryota; Fungi; Ascomycota; Eurotiomycetes; Eurotiales; Aspergillaceae.